Molecule: messenger RNA, 3587 nt
Organism: Gavialis gangeticus (Gharial)
Lineage: Eukaryota; Metazoa; Chordata; Crocodylia; Gavialidae
Gene: GASK1B
Product: family with sequence similarity 198 member B
Exons: 5
Coding region: 570-2177 (535 amino acids)
Cellular component (GO): Golgi apparatus
Source: RefSeq, a predicted model, not a curated record
CUUUCAGGACAGAAUUGAAAAUAGAAGUGUUUUUUAUAACGUAAGGUUCAUGUAAGUUUAUAGCUGUUCAUCUACAAACAGCCAUGCUGGGCAGUUAGUUCAUUUUCAGAGAGAGCUAAACUUGUAAUGAAAUAUCGAAAAUAUGAAGCAUACUUAAAAACAGACUAUGUACCAGAGAACUGUAAAUGCUGCAGCUUUUACUAAGUUCUUUGUAUUAACAUAAGGGAUUUGCCAGAAGAAAGAAUGGGGCAAGCUGAAUGGAGGAGACUCUGAGGCAUUUUGCACCCUGACACAGUUAACUCUGUGUACACAGCUGACUCCAUUCAUUCCCUCAAACCAAUCUCUUCCCUUGUGGUGGCUGAUAAGUGUUUAACAGCUUGUUGAGGUGGCGUCAGUAUCUUUAAUGCUAAGCAUUCACAUUCCCAGCCACACAGCUAGUAUUCGUCCACUGUAUACACUGGGAAAAGAAGAACUAGAGAUCUGGGAAGGGAAAUCAUGCAUCAUCAUCAUCCUGACUGGAAAAUCCCAAGCCCUUUAAACUGCUUUCAUCAUGUGGAUUCACUGGAGAAAUGACCUUCUUAGAUCGACCAGGCCAGAUCAUAAACUGGUUUGUUUGCUCGCUGUGUGCCCCAUGGGUGCUGAGGUUUUGGAGUUGCAGGCGCCCCAGGACCAGGAGGAAUCUAUUGCUGGGCACAGCGUGUGUGAUUUAUCUGGGGUUCCUGGUGAGUCAAGUGGGUCAUGUUUUACCCCAGCACAAAGCGGGACGCCGGAAGGGUGAUUCUAAGAGUCUUCAAGGUGUUGCCCAGACACCAUUCCUGGGCAUCCCUCUGGAUGGUACCUUGUCCCCACCUGAUCUCCAGAUUGGUGAAAAUGGGACCUCAGUGCCAGCCAAUGUGGUGUACAUUACCCUGAGGUCCAAGCGCAGUAAACCUGCCAACAUCCGAGGUACUGUGAAGCCCAAACGCAGAAAGAAGCAUACAGUACCUCUGCCGUAUGGGCAGGGCCUUCCAGGAGCUGCUGCUGGGCAGAAAGAAACCUUGCUCCAACGACGGGAGAGGAUGAGUCAAGCUGUGGGGAUUAUGGCUGCAGUUGCUCCUCCAGACACAUGGAAGAGCCACCUGAUGGAGGACAGAGAUAGAAAGAAAGAGUUGUCAAUAAGGCGUCAGGAACACUGGAGACAUGUAGGGAUUUCAAAAAACGUCAAUGUGCAGCCCCAAACUCGAGAAAGUAAUAUCAGGAUCUACAGUGAGAGUUCCCCCUCUUGGCUGACAAGAGAUGACAUCAAAAGCAUGCGUGCGAUGGCCGAUUCCCGGAUAGAGGGUAUCCAAGAAGCACCUUCUCAACAUGGGAUUUUGGCCGUGUUUGAAAGAAAUCCCAGGGCUUCAGGAGCAGCUUGUAGUCAAGGACAGUGUGGCCUCAUCAAAAUCCCCCUGGACAUGAGUGAGGUGUUUGCCUUCCAUUUGGAUAGGAUCCUGGGGCUGAACCGGACCUUGCCUUCUGUAAGCAGGAAGUUCGAGUUUAUCCAAGAUGGGCAGCCCUGUCCUGUUAUUCUCUGGGAUCCCACACUGUCCCCAACAGAUAAUGGCACCCAUUCUUCUGUGAGACUAAACUGGAGAGACUAUCAGCAGCUACUGAAGCAGAAGUGCUGGGUAAAUGGCAAAGUGCCCAAAGCUGAGUGGGGAUGCACGGAGAUUCAUCACCAUGAGUGGUCCAAGAUGGCACUCUUUGAUUUUCUUCUUCAGGUCUACAGUCGACUGGACAGAAAUUGCUGUGGGUUCAAACCUCGCAGGGAGGAUUCCUGUGUGCAGAAAAGACUGAAGCUGAAAUGUGAUGAUCAAGACUCCAUUGACCUAACACACAUCAUUCAGAGAAAGCAUGACCCAAGGCACUUAGUCUUUAUAGACAAUAUGGCUUUCUUUGACAGAAGUGAAGAGAAUCUUGACUUCAAAAUAUUACAAGGGAUCAAAGAGUUCCCUGAAUUGGCAGUUUCAGUGCUCAAAAGCCAGCACUUACGGGAGAAGCUUCUUCAGUCUUUGUUCCUUGACAAAGUGUACUGGGAGAGCCAAGGAGGUCGCCAAGGAAUUGAAAAACUUAUUGAUGUGGUAGAAAGGAGGGCAAAAAUUCUUCUUACUUACAUAAAUGCACAUGGAGCUAAAGCAAUACCCAUGAAUGAAUGAAUUUAUCUUGUUUCUAACUCUAAGUUAGAAAGUAUUUUUACAGAUCUAUAAAGCAACAGCUGAUGGCAGGACUGAUUUUUUUCCCUGCCCUGUAGUUAAAAAAACCCAAAACCAAUACAGGAAAUUAGCAAGCUCAUUAAAAAAACAUUUUAAAUGUCCUACCUACUUAUGGAGAAUAUAAAACCAUCAGUUUCUAUACUCUCUAAAAUUCAGUGGAUUUAUUUGUGUCCUUCACUUAUGACACAACAAUGUCCAAACAGUAUGAUAAAUGCCCUUAUGGUAACAUUAUGGGUGGAAUUAACAGCAACCAAGCACCAGAUUGAACUCUCGCUUAAAUGCUAUAAAGGACAAAGACAAAUUAGGAGCACAUAUUUCACAGAAGAACCACUCCCUUUCUGAUGUCACUAUCUGUGUGCUCAAGGGAAAUCUAUGAAAGACCUAUAAAAGUCAAGUUUUGGAACAAGAAUUCAUAAACUGGCUGGAUUGAACACUGAUACUGAUUUAUUUAAGGACAAAUAUAUUUUCACUGGAUCCUUUUAUUUUAGAAUUAAAGGCGAGGUAUCCAAACAGCUCUCAGUAUUGAUCCAACUGGUCCCACUGAAGCCAAUGGACUUUUUAACCUUGAUUUAAAUGGGAACUAAGCUCACUCUUAAAAAUUCCACUCUGACUUUAUAACAGAGCUUACCAAAGUGAACAUGAAUGCAGGCUGUUGCAUUCAUUUCUUUUGGCUUGUUUUUAUUUUUAAGAAAACACAAUUCCCACUGUCCCUUAAGCCUGAUGUGUUUUAUUGUGUGUGUUUUAUCGUGAAAUGUUUUGGGACCAAGUUCAGUUUUCUUGGAAAUAGAUGCAACUCCCACUGGAAGUUGUGCCUGCUUUCCCAGUAUGAGAUACAGGGACAUACUCUGUAACAAUUAAUAUAUUUGACAAAUUAUGCGCCCUCCCCCAACUUUUGUCCACAGAUUUUCCAGUUUAGUUGCAGAUUAUUCACAAGCCAUUCAUUCACGAGUCAUGUGUUGUGUAACUGUAGAAAUCUGAAAUUCAGCUGAUUCUCUGGUGCUCAUGCAUUACGAAGCAAGGACUAAGUAUAACUCAUAGAAUCAUGUUUUUAGUGCAGCUAAUAGUGUUUAUGGAUUCAGAAUUAAGCUUUCCAUGAUGUUGUGCUAUAUUUGUGCAUAUGGUUUUGUUUCUGAAACAUUCCUGCCAAUGCAUUUAUUCUGUAGACUUCUGACAGAAAGCAAACAUAAAGGGACAUGGGCCUUGUUCAUAUUAGAACAGAAAAUGUUGUUUAUGAUAGUUGGUCAGCUGUAGUGAGCCCUGAAUUUAGCUGCUUGUUUUCUGUUAAAAAUGACCCCAACCCUUUAAGAGGUGGUUUGUUGUUGGCAAUGGACUAAAUAAUAAACAUCAAUGGAA